Molecule: messenger RNA, 154 nt
Organism: Loa loa (African eye worm)
Lineage: Eukaryota; Metazoa; Nematoda; Chromadorea; Rhabditida; Onchocercidae
Exons: 1
Source: RefSeq, a predicted model, not a curated record
AUGAAUGAAAGUAUGGUGACAAAACUCCAUGCUGAAUACAGUGAUAGUAUUUGUAAGAGUAAUUAUGAUUCUCGAAUUACGAUAAAAUCUUCUAUGCCAGUAUCUGUCACUCAAAGUUACUUCGCUGGUGAUGAGACUGGUGACAGUUUUGCAG